This is a messenger RNA of Apaloderma vittatum (bar-tailed trogon), 954 nucleotides long. Its product is annotated as taste receptor type 2 member 8-like. Bases 1 to 954 code for a protein of 317 amino acids. Gene Ontology annotation, cellular component: membrane. The record is from RefSeq and is a predicted model, not a curated record. Lineage: Eukaryota; Metazoa; Chordata; Aves; Trogoniformes; Trogonidae. Gene Ontology annotation, biological process: detection of chemical stimulus involved in sensory perception of bitter taste; sensory perception of taste; G protein-coupled receptor signaling pathway. Gene Ontology annotation, molecular function: G protein-coupled receptor activity; bitter taste receptor activity. The transcript has a single exon.
AUGUUUCCACCAGCUCUUAUUAUUUCAAUAAGCAUCAUAGCUAUUGAAGUUGCUGUUGGAUUUGUUGGAAAUGGAUUUAUUACAGCUGUUAAUAUCGUUAACUGGAUCAAAAGCAAAAAACUGUCUUCUACUGAUAUGAUCCUGUUCUUUCUGAGCACAUCAAGAUUUAUCUUGCAGGUGACUGUACUGAUGCACGUUCACAGUCUCUACUUCACGGAUGUAUUUUACUUGGCUUCUGUGUACAAAGCUUUUGGUACUAUAUGGAUGUUUGUGAACAAUGCAAGUUUGUGGUUCAGUACCUGGCUCUACGUAUUCUACUGUGUAAAAAUAAUCAAUGUCACCCAACGGCUGUUGCUGCAAAUCAAGCUGAGAAUAGCUGGGAUGGUCCCAUGGCUUCUCCUGGGAUCGCUGGUCAUCUCUUCUGUGACUUCUCUUCCUUUCCUGUGGAUUGCACCCAGCACUUACCUCUGCAGCUCAGCAGAGAACUGUAGAGAAAAUAGAACAGCACAUGCCACUGAUGGGGAGAGAUCACACCUUUACCUGCUUCUUUACUUUACAGGUUGUUUUUUUCCUCUUGUACUCUCUGUGUUAACCUCAACUCUAUUAAUAUCUUCACUGUGGAAACAUACAAAGAAGAUGAAAUUGUAUCUAGAUUCUAGAUUCAGGGAUCCUUUGGUAGAUGUUCACCUCACUACCAUUAAAUCCGUUAUGUCUUUCUUGAUCCUGUAUCUUUCCAGUUUUGUAGCUCAAAUUGUGUUGAUGACGUCAAGUCCACAAAAGAAAGAUGUUGUGAAAAUUGCAGUGUCCUUAAUUGUAUCUGGGGCAUAUCCUUCCAUACACUCUAUUAUCCUGAUCAUAGUGAAUUCAAAACUGAAAUUAGCAUUUAGGCAGUUUUGUCAGCGUUUUAAGUGCCGUUUGGAAAAUUGGACUCUUAACACAUCUACUAUAAUUUGA